Capsicum annuum is the source of this 1409-nucleotide messenger RNA. RefSeq names its product putative late blight resistance protein homolog R1B-17. The record is from RefSeq and is a predicted model, not a curated record. Lineage: Eukaryota; Viridiplantae; Streptophyta; Magnoliopsida; Solanales; Solanaceae. Gene Ontology annotation, biological process: defense response to other organism. Gene Ontology annotation, molecular function: ADP binding.
UCUUGGCACAAAUUACGUCUAAGAAAACAAAAAAAAUUAUUUUGUUUUUGUUGUUCUCUAAGUUGUAAAUUGAUUCUUAAUUGUUAUGGUCUUGUUUCCUUCCUUUAAUAGAGAUAACAAACUUAUCUGUUCUAAUAUAUGUAGAUUUUACUUCCAAAAAUCGUAAAAGGAGUCAAGCUAGCUGAUGAGAAGGAGGUUGAGACAAUUCCCGCUUUUGCAGAGCCUCCCACGAAACUUAGUUAUCCAUCAGUUGACGAAGAACUAGUGGGGUUUGACGAUCAUGCGAAAAAUAUAUUUGUAAAAUUGACGUCAUGGCAAAAGGACUUGGAUGUUAUUUCAAUUGUCGGAAUGGCCGGAAUAGGGAAAACAGCUUUGGGUAGAAAGAUAUACAGUGAUGUUUCCAUUAUUGGUCAUUUUGAUGUUCGAGCGUGGUGCUCCGUUGGACAAGCAUAUAAUGUGAGAAAGUUAUUUCUUGAGAUUCUAAAACAAAUUACGGGCGAUAGGUUUGUUAAUGUGGAUGAUCCUCAUUCCAUGGUGCGGAAGACUCUUUUCGGAAAAAGGUAUCUCAUCGUAUUGGAUGAUAUAUCUGAAUACGAGGCAUGGGACGAUUUACUACCAUGUUUCCCUUCUUUGGGAAAUGGAAGUAGAAUAAUGGUAACAACUAGAAAUGUACAGCUAACUCGGUAUAUGAGUUGGCGUAGUGAUCCUUAUUUGCUUCCAUUUCUAAGAGAUGAAGAGAGUUGGGAAUUAUUGCAGAAGAAAGUAUUUCAAGGAGAGAGCUGUCCUUUGGAGCUACGCAGUGUAGGAACACUAGUUGCCAAAAAAUGCAAGGGGUUGCCUUAUUUGAUAAUCAUGAUUGCUGGAAUUCUUUCUCGAAAAAAAAGAGACGCAUCUACGUGGCUUGAAGUUGCAUAUGACAUAGGUUCUCAUACUUUAGAAGAGGGAAGCAUGAAGAUGAUACAAUCAAGUUAUGACCUUUUACCUGACUAUUUAAAGCGUUGUCUUCUCUACAUGGGACUGUUUUCUAAAGACUAUGAAAUUCGAGUGUCUGAUCUGCUCAAGUGGUGGAUAGCUGAGGAGUUUGUGCCGAACAUUGGCACAUUGGAGCUAGAAGAAACAUCAAUGAGUUGCUUGAGCGAUCUUGUUUGCAGAAACUUGGUAGUUGUUUCUAAAACCAGAGUGAAUGGUGAAAUGAAAUGCUGCAUAAUUCUUGAUCAAGUGCGUGAAUUUUGCUUGACAAAAAUAAAAGAAGAAAAGUUCAUGCAACACGUAGGAAAAAGGCUAUGUAUGUACAUACAUGACGGUAUGACAAGUGAUUUCAAGGAACGAGAGUCUUUUGGAAUAAGUCAAGCCUCCCUUGAGUUCAUUGCUCAUCCAAAAUUCAGCAUAUCAGACAAUAAGAAUCUUUU